Messenger RNA from Drosophila rhopaloa, 336 nucleotides. Its product is annotated as histone-lysine N-methyltransferase SETMAR-like. The transcript has a single exon. The record is from RefSeq and is a predicted model, not a curated record. Bases 1 to 336 code for a protein of 111 amino acids. Gene Ontology annotation, molecular function: nucleic acid binding. Lineage: Eukaryota; Metazoa; Arthropoda; Insecta; Diptera; Drosophilidae.
AUGGUUAAGCCAGCUUGCGGAAGACCUGUGACGACGAAUACCGGUCAAAUCAUGGAAAACAUCGAGCUAGACCGGCAUGUGACAUCUCGUGACAUCGCCGAGAAGAUAGGAGUUAGUCACCAAACAAUUUUAAACCAUCUGAAGAAGGCUGGAUACAAAAAAAAACUGGAUGCUUGGGUGCCGCAUGAUUUGACGCUAAAAAAACUGGUGGACAUAAUCAACGCCUGCGAUAUGCCGCUGAAACGGAAUGAACUCGACCCAGUUUUGAAGCCGAUGGUGACUGGCGACGAAAAAUGGAUCACAUACGACAAUAUCAAGCGAAAACGACGUGGUUGA